Messenger RNA from Drosophila pseudoobscura, 7456 nucleotides. It is a transcript of the gene mbc, whose product is annotated as myoblast city. Gene Ontology annotation, biological process: cell migration; small GTPase-mediated signal transduction; myoblast fusion. Gene Ontology annotation, molecular function: small GTPase binding; guanyl-nucleotide exchange factor activity. The transcript is spliced from 16 exons. Lineage: Eukaryota; Metazoa; Arthropoda; Insecta; Diptera; Drosophilidae. The record is from RefSeq and is a predicted model, not a curated record. Gene Ontology annotation, cellular component: plasma membrane; cytoplasm. The coding region runs from base 478 to 6489 and encodes 2003 amino acids.
CGAGGAAAACAACAAAGAGUGUCGAAAAAAUUCAACGAGAGCGCGGGAGCUCGUAGAAAUUAAUUAAUUUUGAACGAAACGGCGACUAUGCGCUGGCGUGUGUGUGUGUGUGCGAAGCGGAGAUUAUUAGCUGAGCGGCAGCGGCCAACUCCCCAAAUGAGAACAAAUUGAAAAAACAGUGCUAAAUGCUGUAGUAAGACUAAUAAAACGAAAGCAAUUGUGCAAUAAUAAUCGUAUGAGUUUCGUCCCCAUUUGUUAUUAAUUAGUUAUCGGUAUGAAGAAAAUGCCAGAAACCGAAAUUCAACUACGUGUUGAUUAAUUUGUUGUUAUUUUUUGUUUUCUGCAAACGAAAGUCCAUUUGUUGCUGCAUGUGUGCGUGUUCCCCCUUGUUCGUGUAAGCGUCAGCGUGAUCGUGAUCGCGAUCGAGAGUGUGUUGGUGGUAAAAGUUGGCGAAAAUAGCAACAAAAGCGCGACAAGAUGACUACUGUGUGGAGCGAUUGCAAUGCUAAGCAAGCAUUCGGCAUUGCCAAGUGCAAUUUCGAUCAGGAGAGGAAGCCGCAUCGCUUGAACCUGGACGUGGGCGAUGCAGUCAUAAUACUCAAGGAGACCACCCACUGGUACUACGGCUACAGGCAAAAAGCCAAGGAAACGCGCGGCAUAUUUCCCAAGAGCUAUGUGCAUCUGUGCGAGUACAGCAUUGUCAAUGGGGAGUUCUGCAUCCAGCGCACAGACAUUGUCGAGGAGAUCACCAAAGUGCUGCUGGAGUGGGGCGCCAUAGCCAAGAGUUAUUAUUUGGCCACAAAUCCGAGCUUUCAAAAGAUACGCCGCAAGAUGAACGAACUGAACAACAAUCGAGCGGCCUUGAUCUCUGGCAACCUGCCUCUGGAUGAGGUGCGGAAAGUAAAGCUCUUGGCCACGGCCCAGAUCGAUACAGGGAACAAGAUCCUCAGCCUGGACAUGGUGGUGCGCGACGAGAGCGGGGACAUACUGGACACGAACGCCAUUUGCACCACAGAGCUGUACGAGCACCAUGUCCACGCCGUCUCCCGCAUAGAAAAGGCGAAUCGCCUCUCAACGGAGCGUGGAACCACCCGCAGCCUCAACAAAUACUCGCACAACAUCCUGCUGCACGUGAAUGCAUUCGUGUGCAAGUUCCAAGAGGACGCGGACCUGCUCUUCACCCUCUUCGAUGGGGAGACGCACAAACCCAUCAGCGAAAACUAUGUCGUGAAGUGGUCGCGCACGGGCAUUGCCCGGGACAUCGAACAGAUCGACAACAAUCGGGUGCUCUUCACGGAUCUCAGCAGAAGCGACCUGAACAUUGCCAAAAUGUAUCUGGUGUGCUAUGCCAUACGCAUCGGGGCGAUGGAGGUCAAGGACUCCGCCGACUCGAAGCGCACCAGCAUGAGCAUAGCCAACAGUGUCCUCACAGCCGCCAGUCGGAAGCACUCGCAGCUGUCUGUCAGCUCCAAUGGAUCCGCGGGCAGCACCGGCGAGUACGUGCUGAGACGGCCAUUUGGCGUCGCCUGCAAGGACCUGACGCCCAUCAUUAGCAAAUCGGAGGACUAUCGGGGCAACCUGGACCUGCCGUUCAUCAUGUGCGAGAAGGACACGCUGGACGGGACGCUGCGGAAGCUGAUUGCCAACAAGGACAUCGGGAAGAUCGACUCCAAGAUGGCCGUGACCAUUGAGGUGCUGCGCGGCGACAUCAAGCAGAUCAAAGAGGACUUCCCCCGGCUGGUGCACAGCAACGUCCCAGUGGCCCGCAAGAUGGGCUUCCCCGAGGUCAUCCUCCCAGGGGAUGUGCGCAACGAUCUGUAUCUGACGAUCUGCAGCGGAGAGUUCGCCAAGACGGCCAAGAACGUGGAGGUGUCCGUGUGCGUGGCCAACGAGCAGGGCAGCCUCAUGCCGGGCGUCAUCAGCAUGGGUUCCGGCCAUCCGCCCAUCGACGAGUACAAGUCGGUGGUGUACUACCACGAGGACAAGCCGAAGUGGCAGGAGACCUUCAAGAUUCACGUGCCCAUCGAGGACUUCAAGCAGUGCCAUUUGCGGUUCACUCUGAAGCACCGCAGCAGCAACGAGCAGCGCGACAGGCAGGACAAGUCCUUCGUUCUGGCCUAUGUGCGUCUCAUGCAGGCCAACGGCACGACCAUUCCGCAGGGCCAGCAUGUCCUGGCCGUCUACAAGAUCGAUCACAAGAAGUACGACAAGUCGGAUGCCAAUUGCUACAUGGAACUGCCGUCGACCCUGGCCGAGCUGCAGGGCACCAGACCCUCCAACAGCGCCAUGACGCUCCUGCCCAAGGAUCAGCUGACAAUUGGGGUCAAUCUAUGCAGCACAAAGCUCACGCAGAGCGUGAGCCUUUUGGGUCUUCUGAACUGGUCUGCGCACAAGGAAACCCUCGAGCAGUCGCUCAAUGCCCUGUGCUCAGUGCCCGGCGAGGAGGUGGUCAAGUUUCUGCAGGACAUACUCGAUGCCUUGUUCAAUAUUCUGGUGGAGAACGAUCAUCCGGAGAAGUACGAUCAGCUGGUGUUCAUGAGCAUCAUUCAUCUGAUCGAAACGGUGUCCGAGCUGAAGUACCAGCACUUUCUCACUGUCCUGGAUGUCUACAUCAACGAGAGCUUCUCCUUUACGCUGGCCUACACCAAACUUAUGGAUGUGCUGCAGAAGAACAUUAGCGAUGCCAUUGCCCCCCGAGAGAAAUCCGCGGAUGCCGAAGAGAGUGCAGAGGUGCGGCGCCUGUACAAGACCACGCGCUACCUGCACUACGUGAUGAAGUUUGUGAUCAGGUCCCGGGUGCUCUAUGCGGAGAUGAACUGCAACACGGACUAUGUGGACUUUGCCACACGCCUGCAGGAGCUGUUGCGCAUGUUCAUCGACAUGAUUGGAUGCCCGAGCAAUCUGCUGAAGUCGGAGGGAGCCCUGCUCAAGAAUCUGCACAUCAUAGCCACCGAUCUGAUGCAGGUCUUUGACCAAGUGCGAUUGAGCGUUUCCAUUGUGGAGAUCUUGGAGAAGUUUCCGCCGCGUCGCUUGACGCAGUCCAAGAUGGGCUGUAUCAAGGAUUUCGUGGAGACGAAGCUCUUCAGUUCGCCCAAGUGUCGGGCCAUCCUGCUUCCGGUGUUCUGCAAGCACAUCAAGGAUCAUCUCGAGAGCAAAGAGGAGGGAGACACGAAAACCGAUAUCUGGCAGCAAGAAAAGAAUCUUUCGAAAGCCGCCAAAGUGCUAGGACAGUCGAAAUCCCAACUGCACACGCGUGAAACGACUGCCAACAAAAAGAUUGCCGAGUGCAUCAACAUCAUGAACAAUAUACUGAAGCUGCUGUACCGCACGGAUGUGGGAGCCACCCACAAUGACAUUCGGGACAUCAUGAUCAUUCUGCUGCGCACCGUGAUGAAGGCGGCCCACUCGCUGGACCGGGACACGGGGCUGGUGGGGAAGUUCUUUGCCAUUAUGCUGGGCAUACUGCAGCGCAUGGACGCCCAGCACUAUGAGUACUUUGUCAAGGAUCUGCAUCAGAGGGGGGAGCUCAAGGACUUUGUCAUCGAAAUCCUGCUGGUGUUCGAGGAGCUGGUGUCGCCGCACCAGAAGGCAGUGUUUCCCAGGGACUGGAUGGACAUGAUCAUGCACCAGAACACGGUCAUCCUGGGCGCCCUAAAGCACCUGAGCGUGGUCAUAACCGACUACUUCCUGUGCCCCUUCGAGAAGCAGAUCUGGUCAAACUUCUUCCAGUGCUCCAUCGCCUUCCUAGUGCAGUCGCCGCUCCAGCUGAACGACUUCAACGACAACAAGCGGCAGAUUGUGUUCGCCCGUUAUCGCGACAUUCGCAAGGACACGGCCAUGGAGAUACGCAAGAUGUGGUUCCAGCUGGGCCAGCACAAGCCCAAGUUUGUGCCGCAGCUGGUCGAACCGAUUCUGGAGAUGAGCAUGAUACCGGAGACGGAGCUGCGGCGCGAGACGAUCCCCAUCUUCUUCGACAUGAUGCAGUGCGAGUACUACAGCUCGCGGCUGGAGCUGGAGAGCUAUGGCGACACCAAAUACAACAAUGCCCACCACAAGGGAAACUUUACGGAGUUCAAGACGGCCAUGAUCGAGAAGCUGGACAUCCUCAUUGGAGCUGGCAAGGGCGAUGCCGAGUACAAGCAGAUGUUCGAGGAGAUCAUGCUGGAGCGCUGUGCCGCCCACAACACUUUGAAUGUGGAUGGGACGAGCUUUGUGCAGAUGGUAACGCGUCUGAUGGACAAGCUGCUGGAGUAUCGCUUCAUCAUCCAGGACGAGAGCAAGGAGAACCGCAUGGCCUGCACAUUCUCGCUGCUGCAGUUCUACUCGGAGGUGGACCUCAAGGAGAUGUACAUCCGCUACGUCUACAAGCUGCGCGACCUGCACAUGGAGUUCGACAACUACACGGAGGCCGCCUUCACGCUGAAGCUGCACACCGAACUGCUGCGCUGGACCGACAUGGAGCUGUCGCCGCAGUUGCGCAGCUAUCGGCACAGCCUGUGCCGCACCCACAGGGACCUGAAGGAGGCCCUGUACUUUGAUAUCCUGGAGUAUUUUGACAAGGGCAAGCAGUGGGAGUGCGCCAUCGACAUGUGCAAGGUGCUGGCCCGCCAAUACGAGGAGGAGAUCUACGACUACAUCAAGCUGUCGGAGCUGCUGAAGCGCAUGGCGCAGUUUUACGAAAAGAUCCUCAAGGAGCUGCGCCACAGCUGCGAGUACUUCCGCGUGUGCUUCUAUGGGCGCAAGUUCCCGCGCCUCCUCCAGAACCGGGUGUACAUCUUCCGGGGCAAGGAGUACGAGCGGCACAGCGACUUCUGCACUCGCAUGCUGCAGCAGCAUCCGCAGGCGGAGCUCAUGCAAACACUGGAGGCGCCAGGGGAGGACAUCACACAAAGCGAUGCCCAGUACAUCCAAGUCAACAAGGUGGAGCCCAUUAUGGACGCGGCCUUUAGCAAGUUCCACGACAAGAUCAUCUCCAACGAGAUCGUCAAGUACUACACCGCCAACAAUGUGCAGAAGUUCCGGUUCUCGCGACCCUUCCGCGACAGCAGCGGCGGCGGCGAUGAUGUGCGGAACCUUUGGCUCGAGCGCACGGAGCUGAUCACGCGCUUCCCCCUGCCCGGCAUCCUGCGCUGGUUCCCCGUCGUCGAGUCCAUUACGUUCAAGAUUUCCCCUCUAGAGCGUGCAGUAGAGAUCAUGAAGGACACGAACCGGGACAUUAGGCAGCUGGUAAUCCUGCACAAAAGCGACGAGACGCUGCACAUCAAUCCGCUGAGCAUGAAGCUCAAUGGGAUCGUGGAUCCGGCCGUGAUGGGAGGCUUCGCCAAGUACGAGGAGGCCUUCCUGACCGACGAGUAUCUGGAGGAGCAUCCCGAUGACAAGGAUCUGAUCGAGGAGCUCAAAGAACUGAUUGCCACGCAGAUACCGCUGCUGGAGAUAGCCAUUCUGCUGCACCGCCAGAAGGCGCCCGAUAGCCUAAAGGCUAUGCAGGAGCACCUGGAGAGCUGCUUCUCGGACAUGCAGCAGCACGUGGAGACGCGCUACGGCCGAAAGACCUGUGACCUGAAGAUUGAACGCGAUUCGGUGGUGAUGCGACGCACCAACUCCUUUCUGCCGGCCCUCUUCGAUGGCGGCUGCAAUCGUUUGUCGGAGACCAGCAUGGGAUCCUCAGACAGCGGACUGUCAAAGUCAACCAUUCUGCCCAGGCCGCCGACCAACUCCAUCAAGUCCACUCUAGCGAGCCUGAGUUUCAACACGAGGCCCAGCUUGGGACACUCGCCAAGCACCAAGAGCAGCAAGAACAAGGACAAGACACCAGCCAAGCGGCGGUCUAUGAAGAAGGAUCGUGAGGCGCUUAGCUUUCCCAGCAGUCAAUGGUAUACGCCGCCAUUGACCACCAUUACCUCGACGCCCGAGAAGGAGAUCAACACGUCAAUAGGCUCGCUGGCCAGCGCUUCCAACAGCUCGUUGAGUGGCCCGAAAACACCAGAUCCACAUGUGCUGACCGAGGAGCUCACACCAAAGCGGCCUCUGCGCUCCGAAAAGGAGAAGGAACGUCGCCUCUCUAGGCCUGCCAGCAUUGCCACGCCCACGGCCAGCAUCAAGAACUUCCCGAACGACACACGCUCCCUAUCCGAGAGCAGUAAUCGGAAUUCAGUUGAAACUACAGAUUCCACGUCGGAGGAGGACAUUAGACCGCCGCCAUUGCCGGCCAAGACACGCGACUCGACCGAUUUCACAAGCCUGUCACACAACCUGGACUGGACACCGAAUAGCUAUGCGAUGCUCAGCACUCAGACCAGCUUCACCAGCAACAGCAGCAGCACGAGCACGACAAUGACAAAGACCAGUAUUACAAACAGCACGUACGAGUAUCUGGAGGCCACGAACUUUAGCCUGGUGGGUGCCGGCGCCGCCUCACCAGAUGCCAGUAAGCCGCGUCCCCCAACGCCGCCGCCGAAGCCAUCGCGGCACAGCAAACACAUUCCAUGAGGGACGACGACGGCGAGUUCUGCUCCCAGUGCGAGGGCCAGCAGCAGCAGCAACAGCGCCAGCGCCAUAUAUACAUAUGUUCAAACGUUGUCGAGUGCCAAAUAUUCCUGUUACUACAUACAUAUAGCAUAUAGAGAGCGUCGGCGGAGAGCAGCCCCAGCCAGAACGACCUUUGCCUCAACCACAUUGACCGCCUACCAAAUAGCCAACGGCAGAGCGCCGCAGAGCACGGAAUCAAGUGUCUUAACGAACGAUCAGAUCAGAUGUAUCCGAUAACUAAUAAUGUUUAGGUUAGACUUUGUGUUAAGUGUUUGAAAUGAUAUUAUGUUGAACAUGUCAUCAUUUUCCGUUUAGUUUAGAUAUUCGUCAUGUAAUUUGUUUCCGAACAAAGCCCCAAAAGCACCCACUACUUGUCUUCCACAAGUUUUAGAUAUCUUUAUAUAUAUAUAUAUUAUAUAUGUACACGUAUUUACAUGUAGUCCAUAAUCAGACGAGCGCCUGCUUCUGUCGGCAAUUCGAAGGAACAAACAAGUGCCACAAUCUUUAUACACAAUAAGCUUAAAUCACGAGCAUAUGCAUGCAUGUCUACAAUUUUAUAAGACCAAAAACAAAGGGUUUUUAUUUAGCAAAAUUAUGUACGACGAGUACCACAAGUCAAUUACGAAAUACGAAAUGCGAUAUGCAAGUUUUUAAAAUGUUUACAUUAGAACAAUUUUUUAAAGAAAGAUCAUGAACUAUUUACACUGUUUUUAAUACGAUUCAGAAUAGAGCCAUAUAUGUAAUCCACUUGUCGCACUGCAACCGGAGUAGGUUCUCCGAGUGUGCCUGUAUUUUAAGUCGUAACGUGAACAAAUCAAAAUUUUAUAAUUUCAUUAUAAUUAAACUACUCGUGUGUAAUAACGUACGUAUUUAGCGAUCUGUGUAUCGGCCAAAGAUUAAGCAAUAAUAAACCUAAUACCUAAGCGUA